AUGGAGGGCGAUCGCUCAGGAGCAACAGAGGAUUUACGUAUCAGGUCGGCUGUACCACCACCGUCCCCAGCAUCUUCUCCAAGCGAGAAAGAGUACGACGAACACAUCGUGCGUUUAGCUUCCAGCAGCGAUGAAGAGUGGGUAGAAACGGCUUCUGAAGCGUCUAGCGCUACAAACCGGUCUAAGCACAUUCGAUCCGAAGAAUCUUCUCUUCCCCGGAGCUCGGCGGCUGAAUCAAGCGACGACUCAGAGGGUAUUCUUGCUGCACCACCACGUAGGACGCAAUUCGAGUCGUGGAGCGACCUAGAGGACUACCUGAAGCUGUACGAGUCCGAGACAUACCAG
Messenger RNA from Phytophthora nicotianae INRA-310, 345 nucleotides. RefSeq lists its product as hypothetical. The transcript has a single exon. The record is from RefSeq and is a predicted model, not a curated record. Lineage: Eukaryota; Oomycota; Peronosporomycetes; Peronosporales; Peronosporaceae. The annotation marks the transcript as partial.